Molecule: messenger RNA, 1591 nt
Organism: Fukomys damarensis (Damara mole-rat)
Lineage: Eukaryota; Metazoa; Chordata; Mammalia; Rodentia; Bathyergidae
Product: F-box/WD repeat-containing protein 11-like
Molecular function (GO): protein dimerization activity
Source: RefSeq, a predicted model, not a curated record
AGGAGAGCAAGGCAGGGCCGCUGCGGCCGCCAUGUAGCCCGACUCAGUGAUUGAGGAUAAGACCAUCGAGCUCAUGAUAAGUAAUGGAACAUCAUCUGUGAUUGUCUCCAGAAAGAGGCCAUCAGAAGGAAACUAUCAGAAAGAAAAGGACUUGUGUAUUAAAUAUUUUGACCAGUGUUCUGAAUCGGACCUAGUGGAAUUUGUGGAGCAUCUUAUUUCACGAAUGUGUCAUUACCAGCAUGGACAUAUCAACUCUUACCUGAAGCCCAUGUUGCAGCGGGACUUUAUCACUGCAUUACCAGAGCAAGGUUUAGAUCACAUAGCAGAAAAAAUCCUUUCCUACCUGGAUGCCAGAUCUCUGUGUGCAGCAGAGCUGGUGUGCAAAGGAUGGCAGUGAGUGAUCUCUGAAGAAAUGCUUUGGAAGAAGCUGAUUGAACGGAUGGUACGCACUGAUCCUCUGUGGAAAGGACUUUCAGAAAGAAGAGGGUGGGAUCAGUGCCUGUUUAAAAACAGACCCACAGAUGGCCCUCCCAAUUCAUUUUAUAGGUCGUUAUACCCAAAGAUUAUUCAGGACAUAGAGACUAUAGAAUCUAACUGGCGGUGUGGACGACACAACUUGCAGAGGAUUCCGUGCCACUCUGAAAAUAGUAAAGGUGUCUACUGUUUACAGUACAAUGAAAAAAUUAUCAGUGGCUUACGAGAUAAUUCUAUUAAGAUCUGGGAUAAAACUAGCCUGGAGUGUUUGAAAGUGUUAACAGGGCACACAGGCUCUGUCCUCUGUCUCCAGUACAGUGAACGUGUCAUUGUAACUGGCUCUUCAGAUUCCACAGUAAGAGUCUGGGAUGUGAACACAGGUGAAUUUCUUAACACCUUAAUCCACCACAGUGAGGCUGUGCUGCACUUACGCUUCAGCAAUGGUCUGAUGGUGACUUGUUCAAAGGACCGCUCCAUCGCUGUGUGGGAUAUGGCUUCUGCCAUUGAUAUCACUCUAUGCCGAGUCCUGGUUGGCCACCGUGCUGCUGUCAAUGUAGUAGACUUUGAUGAUAAGUACAUUGUGUCUGCCUCUGGAGACAGGACCAUCAAAGUCUGGAGCACAAGCGCCUGUGAAUUUGUGCACACUCUCAAUGGGCACAAGCUAGGCAUUGCCUGUCUCCAAUAUAGGGACCGUCUGGUAGUCAGUGGAUCGUCAGAUAACACCAUCAGGCUUUGGAAUAUCGAAUGUGGUGCCUGCUUAAGAGUCCUAGAGGGACGUGAAGAGUUGGUCCGAUGCAUCUGGUUUGAUAACAAGAGAAUUGUCAGCGGUGCCUAUGAUGGGAAAAUUAAAGUUUGGGACUUGCAAGCUGCCCUUGACCCUCGAGCCCCAGCAAGCACAUUGUGUUUGCGCACCUUGGUGGAACAUUCUGGUCGUGUGUUUUGACUACAGUUCGAUGAGUUUCAAAUCAUCAGCAGCUCCCAUGAUGACACUAUUUUGAUUUGGGAUCUCUUAAAUGUGCCUCCUAGUGCCCAGAAUGAGACACGUUCUCCCUCCAGAACAUACACUUACAUCUCCAGAUAACAGUCUGCACUUUCACCCUUUUCAGGGUUUCCUAGU